Molecule: messenger RNA, 8399 nt
Organism: Vicugna pacos (alpaca)
Lineage: Eukaryota; Metazoa; Chordata; Mammalia; Artiodactyla; Camelidae
Gene: GLI3
Product: GLI family zinc finger 3
Biological process (GO): regulation of transcription by RNA polymerase II; smoothened signaling pathway
Cellular component (GO): nucleus
Molecular function (GO): RNA polymerase II cis-regulatory region sequence-specific DNA binding; DNA-binding transcription factor activity, RNA polymerase II-specific
Source: RefSeq, a predicted model, not a curated record
ACUUCGCCCCCUGCGGCGGCAGGCGUCCUGCUGCUCGGCGCGUCCCCACCGCGCCGGAGAGUGGCCGAAAGAAAAGGGACGGGGCGGGGGCGGGGGCGGAGGAAGAGGGAGCGCGAGGCAGAGCCGAGAGUCCGGCAACAUCUGUUAAAACUUGGGGGAGGAGGAGCGCUAGGAGGAGGAGGAGGAGGAAGAGGAGGAGAGGAGUGAAGGAGGGAGCGCGAGGGAGGGAAGCGCACAGCCGAGGGACAACUUUUCCACCCGCGUUCCUGGUCGCCGGGAGCUGAAGUGAUGAGAAGACGCCAUGGAGGCUCAGUCCCACAGCUCCACGACCACCGAGAAGAAGAAAGUGGAGAAUUCCAUAGUGAAAUGCUCCGCUCGAACGGAGGUCAGCGAGAAAGCCGUGGCCUCCAGCACCACUUCCAAUGAGGAUGAAAGUCCUGGACAGACCUAUCACAGAGAGAGAAGAAACGCGGUCACUAUGCAGCCACAGAGUGUCCAGGGACUCGGCAAGAUCAGCGAGGAGCCUUCCACCUCCAGUGAUGAGAGGGCCUCUCUGAUCAAGAAGGAGACCCAUGGGUCCCUGCCACACCUGGCCGAGCCCUCCGUCCCCUACCGCGGGGCCGUGUUCGCCAUGGACCCCAGGAACGGCUACAUGGAGCCUCACUACCACCCUCCUCAUCUCUUUCCGGCAUUCCAUCCUCCCGUCCCCAUCGAUGCAAGACACCACGAGGGGCGAUAUCAUUACGAUCCGUCUCCGAUUCCUCCGUUGCAUGUGCCUUCUGCCUUAUCUAGUAGCCCCACGUAUUCAGACCUGCCCUUCAUCAGAAUCUCCCCGCAUCGGAACCCCGCGGCCGCCUCCGAGUCCCCCUUCAGCCCUCCGCAUCCCUACAUCAACCCCUACAUGGACUACAUCCGGUCUCUGCACAGCAGCCCGUCCCUGUCCAUGAUCUCAGCAGCCCGGGGGCUGAGCCCCACUGACGCCCCCCACCCCGGAGUCAGCCCAGCGGAAUACUAUCAUCAGAUGGCUCUGUUAGCCGGCCAGCGCAGCCCCUAUGCAGACAUCAUCCCCUCGGCUGCCACCGCCGGCGCAGGGGCCAUCCACAUGGAGUACCUUCAUGCCAUGGAUAGCACCAGGUUCCCCAGCCCCAGGCUGUCAGCCAGGCCGAGCCGGAAACGUACACUGUCCAUAUCACCGCUGUCCGAUCAUAGCUUUGACCUUCAGACCAUGAUCAGGACAUCUCCCAACUCCUUGGUCACGAUUCUCAAUAAUUCCCGCAGCAGCUCUUCAGCGAGUGGCUCUUAUGGUCACUUAUCUGCAAGUGCAAUCAGCCCCGCCCUGAGCUUCACCUACCCUUCUGCACCCGUCUCGCUCCACAUGCAUCAACAGAUCUUAAGCCGACAGCAGAGCCUGGGCUCGGCCUUUGGACACAGCCCUCCGCUCAUCCACCCUGCCCCAACUUUUCCGACCCAGAGGCCUAUUCCCGGGAUCCCUACGGUUCUGAACCCAGUCCAGGUCAGCUCCGGCCCUUCCGAGUCCUCACAGAACAAGCCCACGAGCGAGUCUGCGGUGAGCAGCACCGGCGACCUGGUGCACAGCAAGCGCUCCAAGAUCAAACCGGACGAAGAUCUCCCCAGCCCGGGGCCGCGGGGCCAGCAGGAACAGCCAGAAGGGACGACUCUGGUGAAGGAGGAAGGGGACAAAGAUGAAAGCAAGCAGGAGCCUGAAGUCAUCUACGAGACGAACUGCCACUGGGAAGGUUGCUCGCGGGAGUUCGACACCCAGGAGCAGCUGGUGCACCAUAUAAAUAACGACCAUAUCCAUGGCGAGAAGAAGGAGUUCGUGUGCCGGUGGCUGGAUUGCUCAAGAGAGCAGAAGCCCUUCAAAGCCCAGUACAUGCUGGUGGUGCACAUGAGGAGACACACGGGAGAGAAACCUCACAAAUGCACUUUUGAAGGUUGCACAAAGGCCUACUCGAGACUCGAAAACUUGAAAACACACUUGAGAUCUCACACUGGAGAGAAACCGUAUGUCUGUGAGCACGAAGGCUGUAACAAGGCUUUCUCCAACGCCUCUGACCGUGCCAAGCACCAGAACAGAACACACUCCAAUGAGAAACCGUACGUGUGCAAGAUCCCCGGCUGCACCAAGCGCUACACCGACCCCAGCUCCCUCCGGAAACACGUGAAGACCGUGCACGGCCCAGAGGCUCACGUCACCAAGAAGCAGCGUGGGGACGUGCACCCCCGGCCCCCGCCCCCGCGGGACUCCGGGGGCCACUCACAGUCCCGGUCACCCGGCCGGCAGACUCAGGGAGCCCUCGGGGAGCAGAAGGACCUCAGCAACACUACCUCAAAGCGGGAAGAACGCCUCCAAGCGAAAACCGUCAAGGCGGAGAAGCCUAUGACAUCUCAGCCAAGCCCUGGUGGUCAGUCUUCAUGCAGCAGCCAACAGUCCCCCAUCAGCAACUAUUCCAACAGUGGGCUCGAGCUUCCUCUGACCGAUGGAGGUGGUGUGGGCGACCUCAGUGCCAUCGAUGAAACCCCAGUCAUGGACUCGACCAUUUCCACUGCAACCACAGCCCUCGCUUUGCAAGUCCGGAGGAACCCGGCAGGGACCAAAUGGAUGGAGCACGUCAAACUAGAAAGGCUCAAACAAGUGAACGGAAUGCUUCCGCGACUGAACCCCAUUCUACCCCCCAAAGCCCCUGCGAUCUCUCCUCUCAUAGGAAACGGCACGCAGCCGGGUACCAGCUGCAGUUUGGGCGGGCCCACGCCCCUUCUCCCCAGCAGAAGCGACCUCUCCGGCGUGGACAUCACCAUGCUGAACAUGCUCAACCGGAGGGACAGCUCCACCAGCACCAUCAGCUCCGCCUACCUGAGCAGCCGCCGCUCCUCCGGCAUCUCCCCCUGCUUCUCCAGCCGCCGCUCCAGCGAGGCGUCCCAGGCCGAGGGGCGGCCCCAGAACGUGAGUGUGGCCGACUCGUACGACCCCAUCUCCACCGACGCCUCGCGCCGCUCCAGCGAGGCCAGCCAGGGCGACGGCCUGCCCAGCCUGCUCAGCCUCACGCCCGCCCAGCAGUACCGCCUGAAGGCCAAGUACGCCGCCGCCACGGGCGGCCCGCCGCCCACCCCGCUGCCCAACAUGGAGAGGAUGAGCCUCAAGACCCGCAUGGCCCUGCUGGGCGACGGCAGGGAGCCCGCGGGGACGCUGCCGCCCGUGCACCCGCCCCGGAGAUGCAGCGACGGCGGGGCGCACGGUCACGGUUACGGCCGGCGGCCCCUGCUGCCCCAGGACGCGCCGGGCAACGGCCUGAGAAGGGCCAGCGACCCGGUGCGGACGGCCUCCGAGAGCCUCUCCCUGCCCCGGGUGCAGCGGUUCAGCAGCCUUAACAGCUUCAACCCUCCGGCCUUGCCUCCGUCCCUGGAAAAGCGGAACCUCGUGCUGCAGAACUACACCCGGCCCGAGGGGGGCCCGGCCCGCCACUUCCACUCGUCGCCCUGUCCCCCGAGCAUUACUGAGAACGUCACCCUGGAGUCCCUGACCAUGGACCCCGACGUGAGCCUGCCCGAUGAGGACCUGCUGCCCGAUGACGUGGUGCAGUAUUUGAAUUCCCAGCACCAGGCGGGGUACGAGCACCCCUUCCCGAGUGCCGUCUCCGAUGACAGCAAAGUGCCCCACGGGCUCGGCCUGGGGACCGGGCCCGGCGACUUUGACCCGCUCGGGCUGCCCGCCGGCCACGCCAGCCAGCAGUACCGCGGGCUGGAGCCGCCCUGCCCUGAUGCCAGCAAGUCCGACCUGCCCAUUCAGUGGAACGAAGUCAGCUCGGGCAGCGCCGACCUGUCCUCCUCCAAGCUGAAGUGCGGCCAGCGGCCCGCGGGGCAGCCGGCCCGAGCCUUCGGGAUGUACAGCCACCCGGGCGUCCACCCGCAGAAUCCCUUGAGGGGUGGGGCCGGCCCCGCUGGGGGGUAUCCGCCCCUCGGGGAGCACGGCGGCCCCUUCGGUGGCGCGGAGCACUUGGUGAGCCACAGCGGCGGGCUUGGCCCCAGCGGAGCCGCCUUCCACGAACAGACCUACAAGGCCCAGCAGUACGGGAACUGCCUGACCAGGCAGCCCGGCGUCCCCAGCUCGCUGGAUGCGGCCUGCGGGGCCGGGAUUCAGGCGGCAAAGCUGAAAAGCGCCCCCGUGCAAGGGAGCGGGAGCCAGGCCGAUUUCGGCCUGCCCGGGGCGCCCAGUGAGCCAGCUGGCAGCACGGUGAGCGGGGUGCCCACCCAAGACCCAGUGGGACAGGGGUACCUGGCUCAUCAGCUUCUGGGCGACAGCGUGCACCACCAGGGGGCCGGCCGCCCCGGGCAGCACAUGCUAGGGCAGGGUAGUGCUACCUCACACAUCCACAACUACCAGGGCCUGGAGAGCGGCCCGCCAGGGCCUCCCGGCGUCGGCAGCCAGCCACCAGGCUUGGCCGCGGUCAGGGGCUACCAGCCGUGGGCCGGCUACGGGGGCGGCCGGCGCCAGGCUGGGCCGAGGGGCGGCCUGGCUCUGCAGCCGGGACAGCUCAGUGACACAAGUCAGACCUGCAGGGUGAACGGCAUCAAGAUGGAGAUGCCAGGGCAAGCCCAUCAGCUCUGUCCCAACGUGCAGAGUUACUCUGGUCAGUUCUAUGACCAAACCGUUGGCUUCAGUCAGCAAGACAUGAAAACUGGUUCCUUCUCCAUUUCGGAAGCCAACUGCCUGCUCCAGGGGGCCAGCGCCGAAAACUCGGAAUUACUUUCCCCAGGUGCUAACCAGGUGACCAGCACAGUUGACAGCCUCGACAGCCAUGACCUGGAAGGGGUGCAGAUUGACUUCGAUGCUAUCAUCGACGACGCGGACCACGCCAGCCUGAUGUCGGGAGCCCUGAGCCCGAGCAUCAUUCAGAACCUCUCCCAUAGCUCCUCCCGCCUCACGACGCCACGAGCGUCCCUCCCGCUGUCCGUGAGCACCACCAACAUGGCCAUCGGGGACAUGAGCUCGCUGCUGACUUCCCUCGCGGAGGAAAGCAAAUUCCUGGCAGUUAUGCAGUAGGUGGUAGGGAAAAUGGACUGCCAAGAGACGUGAACCUUUAGGCGUUUAAAAGAUGAAAUUGACCCGGGUUUUUGGUUUUUGGUUUUUUUUGUUAUUGUUUUUUGGUUUUUGGUUUUUGUUUUUAGUUCUGUAUGUAUGUUAGCAAUCUCAUCUCACCUGACUGGGAUGUGUUUCAAGUAUAUUCCUUUUAUGGAAAAGGACUCUGAAAAACCCUAAAGUAUUCUAGGGAGAAACUGUCUUCCAUUUCAGUUUUUGAAUCAGUAUUGUUAGACUCGAAAUGCCCUCUUUUUAAAAAAAAAACAAAAAAGUGUAAGCCCCCACCCCUUUUUUUUAGUAAACCGGUGUAAAUGUGUGACGUGCAUGCUCUUUCUUUUCGAAGAGAGGUCACAUGAAAGGAUUUGACAUGUUUCCCUGUUACUCAAAGGAAAUAGGAGUUGGUGUGCUUGUGACCGAGGGGUUACAUCUCCAGCUUUUCAAAGUUUCCUUUCCAUGCGCGCAACGUUUGUUUUUGUGUUUCGGGGUUUUUCGUUCUGUUUUGUUUGCUUUUUCAAUUCCCACGUUGGGCACAAGAAUCAGAUUACGGAUAGUGAGUUUGAGGGUCUUUUGUGGGUGCACUGUAGCAGAGAUGACAGAUUUUUGGCAUGCCCCCUCGCCCCCAGUUCAGUUCGGGGCAUACUUGAGACAGUCACACACAGGUGGACACUGAGGGCUCUUGCAGAUGAAAUGGUUUGCUCACAGUUGGGGUUGAAAUUUUUCCUCCCGUUCACAAAGGUGCUUUGGGUGGAUCCGUCCGUAUGGUCAGUCCUCAGUUACCCACUCUGCCUCCUCUCACACCUCCUGGACGUCAGUGCUGUUCCAGCUCCCGGGAGAGAGGGGAGGGGCACUGGGUGACACGUGGUUACUUUUCAUCCGUUCUGGCAAGAAGUUAGGCAGAUUGUAGAUCCCAGCUAUUCGGUAGAAUUAGUUUGGGGAAUAUUUGUGGGUUUGCUCUAUUUCUUACUUAGUUCCAUCUCUUUCCCCCUCCCAUUAUUACAGAUAACAGAAUUGAUUAUAGGUUCUGAGCAUAUAGGUAAUUAAAUCCCACAGCCGGCUACGUCAUUAAUAUCUAUUAAUUCCACUAUGGUGAAGGAAUAUUUCUAUUCUAAGUGCCCUACUGUAGGGGAUUUAUCAGUCUUAGCUGUGGAAGCAAAUAACUCACAAAGAUAUUUGGAAUAAAUUGUUUCAACAAUUUUAGUAUCAGCAUUAGGGGGGAAGCUGUGUAAAUACCUUUUUUUUUUAACACUUUAUCAUAUGAUGCAUCCUUUUAAGAAGUUAAAUGUUCUGUGCACUUUGUCCUUAAUGCGGACUUAAUCUGGACUUUUGUUUUGCAUUAAAACACUCCAAGAUUUAACAAGUGCAGCUACUCCCCGUGUGCAGUUGCUACACAUAAAAGACAUACUAUGUGUGCACAGAGUAUGUGGAUUAAACAGCCUUUUACUUUUAAAAAUAUGUCAACUAUUCAACUAAAACAUCGCCACCUCAGACUACCUGCUGUAUUCUGUCCUGUUGUCCCUGGAGUUGGAUUUGUCCAAAGCAAUUCGUGAGUCUAGGAUGUGACUUUUGUCUCUUGAUUCUUGCCAUUUAAAUCAGUCUGAGACAAAAAUCAAAUAAAAUAUUAGAUAGGAGAAAGGAUAUUAGGACCAGCCAUUUUUCUCAUGUUUAUGUUCUCUCGUUUGGACCAAGACUCUCAGUGUGGAGGUAAAAUCGCCCGUUGGGACUUUGUGGCUGAGACAGUUGGGUUUGCUUUCAACUAGAUGAAAGCAGAGGGAGGCUGAGGUUCUCCUUCCAUCCCCACCCCCACCCCCCAUGUAGCACUUUCUUUUAAAUCAAAGGAUGCAUCCGCUUUGGAACAGAGCCCCAAAUCAAAAGGCAAGUAGUGAUCGGAGCUGGUCGAGUUGAGUCUCUGCCACUUGUCAGUGGAAAAUCAAGGCUUUUUCUGUCUUCCUCAAACAGGUCAUGCCCAUCACAGAAUCAGUCAUCCAUUCCCUGAACUUCCUUUUUCCAUGAUCUCAAAAUGCUUUCCAGGUCCUGGUCUUACCUUGGCAUGCUCUUGCAACUUGGCCCAAUCUGUGUCCUCCUCCAUCUGAGUCCUUGCCCCAGUAGCAUUCCUGGAUGUGACCUGCAUUUCUCAAUGACCAGAAUUUCCCAUCUCACCUUUGCCCCCCACCCCGGAAAGAUGGACGGCUCCAGGGAUGAGCACCGUUGUCAUUUGGUGCCUCCCUUUGGUUUCUGGUGAUUCUCCAGGUCACCCCCUAUAUUUUUCUUUUCAUAAUUGUCUUCCUUGCUCCUGCCUUUAGGGGUGUAGGAGACACUCCUACUUCAGCUCAAUAUUUGGCUUCUCUCAAAGGGAAACCUCAAAAGGAUGGAGGAGAGGAUGGGAGGGAAGAAAAAAGUGUCCUUUCCAAGAGUCUGAUGACCAGUUGUGAUGUUCAGUAGAAGAAAGGUCUUUUGGGGCCACUGAGGAGUGUCCCGUGUGGACAGAGAUCUCUGUAGACUUGACAUCUCCCAGGAUGGGACCAGCCUCCAGCCUUCUCCCCAUCUCUCUAACCCUUGCGUUUAGGGAGAUGACACCCACUCACCAGUGUCCCUUUCUAGUUUUUGAUGCAGGCUCAUACACGGUACCCCUGUUUAACGUCUGUGUGAAACAUGUCUUUGUCAAUCCAUUGGUUUUUUUUUUUUCUAAAUAACUAACUAGACUGUCCCUGCUCCUCACACAUUCGCUCACCCUCUCCCUCUCGAAUUACAGAGUUUUGAUUCUUGCGAUGUAUGUGCCUUAUUUUAUGUUAAUCUUGUCAAAGCGAGGGACCAGUUGGUGUCGCCCGAUCAGGGCUGGGGGCCGUGCGUUCCACGGUCGAGAGCACAGGACGAUGGUAGCGGAGUCUGAGCUGUCUUGUCACCGGGCUUCCCGUGUUGUCUGAAACUGAUAAGAGGAUGUCCUCUUCUGACGAGUUACUGUUGUGUAUCCUGCAAACGUGUAAGAUAAAAUACGAGUUCAGUUUUUUCACCUUUUUUAGAUUUUUUAAAAAAUAAAAUGUGUAAUCCUUUUUUUAAGAGAAACACAUGUAAAUACAUUUAAGUAUUGUAGACAUAGUGUUUGGACGUGGCCGGCCCCGGGUCUUCCUCGGAUCAGCCCGCAGCCCAUGCGAUGCCCCCUCGCCCACCUCAAGCCCAGGGCCGCGACCCCGCCACCCAUGGACUCUACAUUUGCUUUCAGAACCACUUAGUCUUUUUUGUAACAAAGAGAACGAACGAUGUUUCUUACAAUGUCAAUAAAAAAAAAACCCUCUUUGUACUGAAA